AUGUGGUGCGCGUUGCGAGGGUCGCGUGUGGCAACGCCUGCCCGGAGGCUUACCCGCCUCCGGCGGGUGAGGCGGAGCGGCGCCCCGGGCUGUGGCUGCGGCGCCUGCCUCAGAGUUUCGCCUUCCCACUCCCCUCUUCGCCCCGCGUAGGCUGCUGUGGUUUUCGUUUUAGUCGCCUCGACCCGCGGCUGGCGUUCUGAAAACCCAUUCACCUAGCUCCCGGCCCCGAACCAGCUCGCUAACUCAGUGUUGUGCCUCCGACAUUUGGUCCUGUUGUCGAGGGGACAGCGCAGAAAGUGUGGCUAAGCUAGGCGAAGCUGCUGUGGAGGCAUAGGAGGAAUCACCGAAAACCUUUAUUUUAAGCCGGAAGUCACAUUAACUUUAUCCUAGAAGACAACUUUACAAGGAUCUAGACAGAACAGGAUUAAAGAUGACUGAAUACUGAGCUCCAGAAACUUAAAACAAUCAGGGACUGCACAGGACUGAGUCCAUAUGGAAGAAGAGCUUUCCCUUUCCUAUGGAGAAAGUGGCAAGCCAGUACAGGCUACUCUGUCAUCUUUGAAGAUGUUAGAUGUGGGAAAGUGGCCAAUUUUCUCCCUUUGUUCUGAGAAAGAACUGCAGUUAAUUCGUCAGGCCUGUGUCUUUGGCAGCGCUGGCAAUGAAGUUUUAUAUACUACAGUAAAUGAUGAGAUUUUUGUGCUUGGCACAAACUGCUGUGGCUGUUUGGGAUUAGGUGACGUCCAGAGCACCAUUGAACCUCGGAGACUGGAUUCUUUAAGUGGCAAAAAAAUAGCCUGCCUCAGCUAUGGGAGUGGCCCCCAUAUUGUCCUUGCCACAACAGAAGGAGAAGUCUUUACCUGGGGUCAUAAUGCUUAUAGCCAGCUGGGCAAUGGGACAACUAAUCAUGGUUUAAUGCCCUGUCAUAUUUCUACUAAUUUGUCAAACAAACAAGUCACUGAAGUUGCCUGUGGGUCUUACCAUUCUUUGGUGCUAACAUCUGAUGGAGAGGUAUUUGCCUGGGGUUAUAACAACUCCGGGCAGGUAGGAUCUGGAUCAACAGCCAAUCAGCCAAUCCCUCGAAGAGUCACAGGCUGCUUACAGAAUAAAGUAGUUGUGAACAUAGCAUGUGGGCAGAUGUGUUCAAUGGCAGUGGUGAACACUGGCGAGGUCUAUGUCUGGGGUUACAAUGGAAACGGGCAGCUUGGACUUGGCAGUAGUGGCAACCAGCCAACCCCCUGUAGAAUAUCGGCUUUGCAAGGCAUUCGUGUCCAGCGGGUUGCCUGUGGCUAUGCGCACACAUUAGUGUUAACAGAUGAAGGCCAAGUGUAUGCUUGGGGUGCAAAUUCUUACGGCCAGUUAGGCACUGGCAAUAAAAGUAACCAGUCCUAUCCUGCACCUGUCGUUGUGGAAAAGGACAGCAGCUGCUGCCGUCAGCCAAGCCCGUGCCCCACCCCUGACUUCCCAUGUGCUGCUAGGUGUUCCAGAAUUAUAGAGAUUGCAGCCUGCCACUCAGCCCACACAUCGGCUGCCAAGACCCAGGGCGGGCACGUGUACAUGUGGGGCCAGUGCCGGGGCCAGUCCGUGAUCCUGCCUCACCUCACGCACUUCUCCUGCACCGACGACGUGUUCGCCUGCUUCGCCACUCCUGCUGUCUCUUGGCGCCUCCUGUCCGUGGAACCUGACGACCACCUGACGGUGGCAGAGUCGCUCAAGAGGGAAUUUGACAACCCCAGUACAGCAGACCUGAAAUUCCUGGUGGACGGAAAGUACAUUUAUGCACAUAAAGUCCUUCUCAAAAUUAGGUGUGAGCAUUUUCGUUCUUCAUUGGAAGACAACGAGGAUGAUAUCGUAGAAAUGAGUGAGUUUUCGUAUCCUGUUUACCGAGCCUUCCUGGAAUACCUGUAUACAGACAGCAUCAGCCUUUCCCCCGAGGAGGCAGUAGGAUUGCUGGAUUUGGCUACCUUUUAUAGAGAAAAUCGUUUGAAAAAGCUCUGCCAACAAACUAUCAAGCAAGGAAUCUGUGAGGAGAAUGCCAUUGCCCUGCUUUCAGCUGCUGUGAAGUAUGAUGCUCAGGAUUUAGAAGAAUUCUGCUUCAGGUUUUGCAUAAAUCAUUUGACUGUAGUAACACAAACUUCAGGCUUUGCAGAAAUGGACCAUGAUCUUCUGAAGAACUUUAUCAGCAAAGCAAGCAGAGUUGGAGCCUUUAAAAAUUGAUCCUCAUCUGCAAGAAAGAAUUUUUGUGGAGUUUUAUGUCACUGUAAAACAGUUCUCUUAACCUGGCACAGAAUAAUUAUAAAGUACUAGCUGAAAAGGAACUCAUACUUACAUUUCAUGGACAGCAUUAAGAAGAAUGAGAUAAAUUUAUACUUUUUCGGUCAAAACAAGUUACCAACUGCAAAAGAAAAACUGGAACGGGAUGUAGGAUGUAGUGUCAGAUUCCUCUAACAUGGGUUUCACAAUAUGGUAUGUAUUUCACAAUAUGAUAUUAUGUAAAGAAAACUCUUUUGGAAUUAGAAACCUUGUUCUGAUGCUGAACUAUUUGAUAAUAAAGUACUUAUUUGUAGAUAAUA
This is a messenger RNA of Herpailurus yagouaroundi (jaguarundi), 2570 nucleotides long. RefSeq names its product RCC1 and BTB domain containing protein 2 (gene RCBTB2). Gene Ontology annotation, molecular function: protein binding. Bases 493 to 2214 code for a protein of 573 amino acids. Lineage: Eukaryota; Metazoa; Chordata; Mammalia; Carnivora; Felidae. The transcript has 16 exons. The record is from RefSeq and is a predicted model, not a curated record.